Molecule: messenger RNA, 1903 nt
Organism: Amyelois transitella
Lineage: Eukaryota; Metazoa; Arthropoda; Insecta; Lepidoptera; Pyralidae
Product: homocysteine S-methyltransferase
Exons: 7
Coding region: 237-1259 (340 amino acids)
Biological process (GO): S-methylmethionine cycle
Molecular function (GO): zinc ion binding; S-adenosylmethionine-homocysteine S-methyltransferase activity
Source: RefSeq, a predicted model, not a curated record
UUGUAGUAUUUUUUUGCAUCUGUGGUGUUUUUUUUCCUAGUUAAAUAUAAAUCUGUACCAUUGUGCGCGGCGCCAAGCACGACGCGGUCGCCGGUACGCGCGUGUUCGAUAGUACAUAUUUGCGCGUCGUUUUUGUUAAUCGUCUUGAUAGUGAAUUCUUGUUCAGUUUAAAAAUAAAAUACUUGCUAAAUUACCGGCAAAGAAAACAGGUUUUAGAAUAAAAUCAAAGAGCUGUGAUGACUCCACCGGGCGGGCCAGAGCCCCCGAACAUCGUGGUGCUGGACGGGGGCUUCUCCACGCAGCUUUCGUGCCACGUGGGGCACGUCAUAGACGGAGACCCUCUGUGGAGCGCGCGCUUCCUCCACACCCAUCCUGAUGAAGUCGUUAGCACGCAUCUCGACUUUCUUAGAGCGGGGGCGGACAUGAUAAUAACAAACACGUACCAGGCUUCAGUGGAGGGCUUCAUGACACACCUGGGCCUGGACCGCCAGCAGAGCACCGACCUCAUCGUGCGCGCCGUGGAGCUGGCCAAGCGCGCGCUCGCGCUCUAUCUCGACGAGUAUCAGGACUGUCUACAUGAUGAUAACAGACCGCUUAUCGUUGGAUCUGUCGGCCCUUAUGGGGCUCACCUACACGACGGUUCAGAGUAUGAUGGCAGUUAUGCUGAUACUACAUCAGUUGAAGUAAUGCGCGAGUGGCACAGGCCAAGAAUCGAGGCACUGGUGGAGGCUGGCGUAGAUUUGUUGGCUCUGGAAACGAUUCCAUGUCAAGAGGAGGCAGAGAUGCUAUGUGACUUGUUGCGCGAGUUUCCUAACAUGAAAGCCUGGCUGGCUUUCAGCUGUAAGGACGAUCAAAGCAUAGCUCAUGGCGAAAGCUUCCAAAAAGUGGCGAAGAAAUGCUGGGAUUUGAAUUCGGAACAGUUGGUAGCAGUGGGCGUCAACUGUUGUGCGCCCUCCUAUGUGGCGCGCUUAAUUAAGGGUAUCAAUGCCGACCGGCCACAUGCGCCUAUUCCCCUUAUCGUCUACCCUAAUUCUGGGGAAAAAUACAAUCCUCAAAUAGGAUGGAUCGAUCGUGAUAAAUGUGAAGCUGUAGAGGUGUUCAUCAAGGAGUGGCUGGAUCUCGGCGUUCGCUACGUGGGCGGCUGCUGUCGUACUUACGCCAACGACGUCACGCGGUUCCGAAACCAAGUGCGCUCUUGGUGCGACCAGUACCGCUUCAAGCACAAGCUUCAAGGACAAGCUAAGCCUGUUUCCAACUAAAGAUCUUACUGGGGACUAGUCAACGAAGUGACAAACCGAAACGGGUUACAGAAGUCAGCUGAAAAUAAGAUCAGAUGUCUACUAUUUUUGGCGCAACCAUUACCUCUUGUACCUAGUCUUAAAAUUAAACAAUCAGAUAAAAUUGUAACUUCUUGUAAUAGUCUAAUUGGACUAGUCGACAUCGAGAAAAUUUAAAUAAAAACCACUUUUACUAAUCUUCGACUGAAAUUGUAAGGAUACUCUUACAUAUGUAUGUACCUCUGAACCUAAGUAGAUAAUAUAGGUACCUAUUUUAUUUGGUUUAUGUUUACGAGGCUGUAAAACUUUAUCGUCUUUUAAAAACAACGAUCCUUUUCACGAAGAAGGUCCCAGUCACCAGGGCUUGCACGAUUUAGAAUAAAAUUUAUUCUGCAAAUAAAAUGGGAAAGUUGCAGAACUAGUUUUUAAAUCAGCUUGGAGUUUUGCAGUUAUUUUGAACUUGCUCUUUGUAGACAAAAAACUUUUGUAAUGAUAAGUAAAUACGUGCCAUUGAAUUAAAAAAAAUACUAUAUUUUUUUAAUAAUUUGUUAUUACUACAACGUUAUUGUGAAAUAUAUGUAGUUAUAUGAAAGUAUUUAUUUUAAUAAACCAAAGAUAAAACAAAA